AUGAUUAGAUUUCUAAGCCAAAUUCAAAGAAUUAACAACUUUUGUUACAGUAACGUUAUAGUGAGUAAUCGAGUUAGAGGUUUUAGCACAAGUGACACUAUGUUUAAGUCAGCAGUAUUCAAUCUUCAAGAAGCUUCUAAAGAUCAAGUUCAAGAGUUCCUAAACUCAUUUGAUACAGUUUUAACAGAUUGUGAUGGGGUAUUAUGGAUUGAUAACAAUGCUAUCUCAGGAUCAGCAGAUGCAAUGAAUUACUUCCGGAAAUUGGGAAAAAAAAUAUUUUAUGUAACAAACAAUUCAACAAAAAUUCGCAGCGAGUUUGCAAGUAAAGCAACUCAACUAGGCUUUAUUGCAAGUCAGGAAGAGAUAUUGUCAACUGCUUACUUAGUAGCUCAUUACCUAAAAGGUAUAGGAUUUACCAAAAAGGUAUAUUUACUGGGAUCAAAUGGCAUUGGAGAGGAACUGAAAGCUGUGGGUGUUAGACAUAUUGGUGUAGGGCCUGAUCAUGUGAAACCAGAUUUCAAAUCAAUGCAGCCUUCGGAACUGGAUCCUGAAGUUGGUGCUGUGGUGGUGGGUUUUGAUGAACAUGUCAGUUACCCAAAAUUCAUGAAGGCUGCCUCUUACCUUGCAUCCGAACAAUGUUUGUUCAUAGCAACCAAUACUGAUGAGAGGUUUCCUAAAGCUGGCUCUAUUGUUGUGCCUGGUACUGGCACUUUGGUAAGGGCAGUUGAGACAUGUUCAGAAAGAAAAGCCCUUGUUCUUGGGAAGCCUCAUAAUUAUGUGCGGAAGUAUCUUGAAUCAUGCGGCUUAAAUCCAGCCAGGACUUUGAUGAUUGGAGACAGAUGCAACACUGACAUAGAACUGGGUGUCCGCUGCGGCUUCCAAACACUGCUGGUGCUCUCAGGUGUCACUUCACCCAAAGAUCUGGAGAAACUGCGCAACGAAAAAACUCCGCCAUUACCAGACGUUGUUUUACCGAAAUUGGGAGAUUUACUUUCCCUUGUAUCAUAG
Messenger RNA from Spodoptera littoralis (African cotton leafworm), 1008 nucleotides. NCBI's taxonomy places the organism in Eukaryota, Metazoa, Arthropoda, Insecta, Lepidoptera, Noctuidae. The record is from the annotation of a GenBank genome assembly.